AUGGGGUACCGACCUCGAAGGACCAGACCUCCGCUGGUCCCACAACGCCCGCCAGAAGCCACCAUCGACGUGCUUCUGCGCGGCCGCAGGAACCAGACGAGGAUGCUAAGGGAUGUGAAGCUGUCGACAUCGUUUGGGCACUUCCUCGACAGCGUGCGUCGGGUGACGCUGGCUUCGAGCGCUUGGUCCAUUCAGCUGACGUCUGGGACGCAGGUGCUGGAGGCAGAUUCCUCCACACCCCUUGAAGACCUCCACCCUUUCCGGGCGCGCGGACGCAUUGAGCUGGCCUACACCUUCACGCUCCCGGAGGCCUCCCUGAAGCUGCCCCAACGGCCCAGGGAGUAUGAUGAAGCUGCCUACAACCAUCGGCGCCGCAGUGUCGAGUGGGCGAGACAGACGGCGGAGGCGCGCGAGUCGCACCUGGAAGAGCUGCAGUCUGCUCUGCCCCGUAGCCCCGGGCGCUUCAUGCCCGACGAGAGCUGGGCAGCGAGUGCUCCAUCAUCGCAAAGCUUGAACCCCAGCUUCUUCCAGGAGGUUCCCAUGGAAGAAGUCGCCUCGUCACCUUCCCGCCAUGUUGUGCUUCGCAGCCUUCGCGGAGAGACCCGCCAGAUGUCGAACGUCAAAAUUUACCAAACCUUUGCAAGCUUCUACAAGAGUGUGCGGGAGGUCACCGGAGCCUGUGAUGGAGGAUACGAUGUUGAGCUGGUACACGGAACUCAGAUCUUGCAGCCAGAGCUCUGUACACCCCUUGCACAACUGGACGUAUUCAAAAGCCUCCCCAUGGUCGAGCUGUCCUACAUCUUCCGCGAUCCGCACUUCUCAGGAGAUGGUCUGUCAAUUGGAUUCGACAACUUUGCUGAAUACAACCGCCGCCGCCGCACUGUUGAGUGGGCCGUACGUUCGGCGGAAGCGCGGGAGAUACGCUUAAGGCAGCUGUCGGCGACCUGGGGCGAACGGAGCCUGGGACGCCCAAAGAAGCCGGGCGAGGUGGCCGAUGCAAGUUGGAGCAUUCCGCUUCCUUUGCCCUUCUAG
This is a messenger RNA of Symbiodinium natans, 1032 nucleotides long. The record is from the annotation of a GenBank genome assembly. Lineage: Eukaryota; Dinophyceae; Suessiales; Symbiodiniaceae.